GAAGCUAGAAACAGCAUCUAAUUGAUUAAUCUAUUUAGGUGGCACUCUGUUUCUUGUUAAAAAAUAAUUAACCAAAGAGACAUAUCUAUAAGAGAGGACUAAAAAUGAAGGUUUAAGCCUCUUUGGCCUUCGUUCUUGUUGAGAGCUAGUUCCUUUUUUCCCAGUCAUGUUUCCUUGUUUUCCAGCUUAAACGCUAUAUAUACCCUACAAAACCUUUCGUAAUUCCCUUUCUGAUCCCUGUCUCUUAAUUUCUGUCUAUAUUGACCUAUAGCUACAACCCUGCAUUAACCAUGAUAACCGGCAAGGACAUUUAUGAUGUUUUUGCGGCUAUUGUGCCUCUCUACGUGGCUAUGAUAUUAGCAUAUGGUUCAGUUCGGUGGUGGAAAAUUUUCACACCUGAUCAAUGUUCUGGAAUAAACCGCUUUGUUGCUGUCUUCGCUGUUCCAUUGCUUUCUUUCCACUUCAUAUCCUCCAAUGAUCCUUAUGCUAUGAACUACCACUUCAUAGCAGCUGAUUCUCUUCAAAAGGUUGUCAUUCUUGGUGCUCUCUUUCUAUGGAACACCUUUACAAAUCAUGGAAGCCUUGACUGGACCAUCACCCUCUUCUCACUUUCCACUCUCCCAAACACACUUGUCAUGGGGAUCCCUUUAUUGAAGGCGAUGUAUGGAGACUUCUCAGGGAGCCUCAUGGUCCAAAUUGUGGUGUUGCAAAGUGUCAUUUGGUACACUCUCAUGCUCUUCAUGUUUGAGUAUAGAGGUGCCAAGCUCCUCAUCACAGAACAGUUCCCUGAGACUGCAGGCUCCAUCACCUCCUUCAGGGUUGACUCAGAUGUUGUCUCACUCAAUGGUAGAGAGCCACUUCAAACCGAUGCUGAGAUAGGAGAAGAUGGAAAACUCCACGUGGUGGUUAAGAGAUCAGCAGCUUCUUCCAUGAUAUCUUCCUUCAACAAGUCUCACUUAACUUCCAUGACUCCUAGAGCAUCCAAUCUCACUGGGGUUGAGAUCUAUUCUGUUCAGUCAUCAAGGGAACCGACCCCAAGAGCUUCAAGUUUCAACCAAACGGAUUUCUAUGCCAUGUUUGCAAGCAAGGCACCGAGUCCAAAACAUGGAUACACAAAUAGUUUCCAGAGUAAUAGUGGUAUCGGUGAUGUUUACUCUUUGCAAUCUUCAAAAGGGGCAACACCAAGGACUUCUAAUUUUGAAGAGGAGAUGUUGAAGAUGCACAAGAAGAGAGGAGGGAGGAGCAUGAGUGGAGAGUUGUUUAAUGGGGGUAUGGUUUCUUCCUACCCUCCUCCGAAUCCAAUGUUUUCAGGGUCUACCAGUGCUGGUGGCACCAAAAAGAAAGAUAGCACUAGUGUUGGUGCUGCUCCAAAUAAGGAGUUACACAUGUUUGUUUGGAGUUCAAGUGCAUCACCAGUUUCUGAGGGGAAUUUGAGGCAUGCAGUUAAUAGAGCUGCUUCUACCGACUUUGCAACAGUCGAUCCUUCUAAGGCUGUUCCACAUGAAACUGUUGCCUCAAAAGCUGUUCAUGAAUUGAUUGAGAACAUGAGUCCUGGUCGUAGAGAGAGGGAGCCUGAAAUGGAGGAAGGAGGCAAAUUUCCCACUAGUGGAUCUCCAUACACGUGCCAGAAGAAGGUGGACAUGGAAGAUGGCAAUGUAAACAAAAACCAACAGAUGCCACCCGCAAGUGUCAUGACAAGGCUCAUCCUCAUCAUGGUUUGGAGGAAACUCAUUAGAAAUCCUAAUACCUACUCAAGUCUUUUGGGACUCACAUGGUCUCUCAUUUCAUAUAGGUGGCACAUUGAAAUGCCAACUAUUGUAAAAGGUUCCAUCUCAAUACUCUCUGAUGCUGGUCUCGGAAUGGCCAUGUUCAGUCUAGGUCUGUUUAUGGCAUUACAACCCAAGAUCAUUGCCUGUGGAAAGUCUGUGGCAGCAUUUUCUAUGGCUGUUAGGUUCUUGACAGGUCCAGCUGUGAUUGCUGCAACCUCCAUAGGCAUCGGAAUCCGUGGAGUUCUUUUGCAUGUUGCAAUUGUCCAGGCAGCUCUUCCCCAAGGCAUAGUUCCCUUUGUUUUUGCUAAAGAGUACAAUCUCCAUGCAGAUAUUCUAAGUACUGCAGUUAUAUUUGGAAUGCUGAUUGCAUUGCCCAUAACAAUACUCUACUACGUGCUGCUUGGAGUCUAGUCUAUCUUGGGAGGCAAAAGCAUGAUGCUGCAACUGUACGUACUACGUAAAUCCAAAGUCACGCUCAAGCGGGGUGGAUAUCGAUGCAGGGUAGAAGAUAUUGGAUUUUAGAUUUUAGAGAAGGAAUAUAUAGUAUAUAGUAGAAUGCUAUAUAUAUAUUAAUUAUUUAUGAUUCUUAUGAAAGUUUGGGUUUAAAUAUUUGUUCCAAAUUUGUAGCCCACUUUGUAUUCUAUCCUUUUGUUAAUGGAAAAAUAUUUCAGUUAGGUAGGAAAGCAUGAGAUUACAACCUAUGAGGCACGAGAGAGGCUGUGAGGUCAAAUUUUUAUGUUAUCUUUGGUAACAUCAGUGUAUCAAGUUACUCUUUUUUGA
Molecule: messenger RNA, 2549 nt
Organism: Cajanus cajan (pigeon pea)
Lineage: Eukaryota; Viridiplantae; Streptophyta; Magnoliopsida; Fabales; Fabaceae
Gene: EIR1
Product: Auxin efflux carrier family protein
Biological process (GO): auxin export across the plasma membrane; auxin polar transport
Cellular component (GO): endoplasmic reticulum; plasma membrane
Molecular function (GO): auxin efflux transmembrane transporter activity
Source: RefSeq, a predicted model, not a curated record